This is a messenger RNA of Mya arenaria, 3522 nucleotides long. RefSeq names its product zinc finger protein 239-like. Bases 78 to 1241 code for a protein of 387 amino acids. Gene Ontology annotation, molecular function: DNA-binding transcription factor activity; RNA polymerase II cis-regulatory region sequence-specific DNA binding. The record is from RefSeq and is a predicted model, not a curated record. The transcript is spliced from 2 exons. Lineage: Eukaryota; Metazoa; Mollusca; Bivalvia; Myida; Myidae. Gene Ontology annotation, biological process: regulation of transcription by RNA polymerase II.
GGUGAAGUGUGUCAUUUCAUUAUUUUAAAAGGCUAUUCGAAGUUAUUUAUCACUAAGCUGAUAACAUUUGGAUACACAUGGAUUCAUACACAACAGAAAAAACAUUCACGUGGGAAGACUGUGGUGUUGAUUUGUCUCGGAAAUCAGAAAUAAAGCAUCACCUGAUAAGACAUACAGAAGAGGAGACUUACACGUGUGAGAUUUGUGAUGCUGUUUUUUCACAAACAAGUAAUUUACUUACCCAUAUGGUAACACACACAAAACAGAAGCCCUACAAGUGCAAGAUAUGUGAUGCUACUUUUGCACGGAAGUGGAAUUUAAAAGCACAUAUCAGAAUCCACACAGGAGAAAAGCCAUACAAGUGUGUGUUUUGUGAUGCUGCUUUUUGUCAGAAAGGGGAAUUACAAAGACAUAUAAGAAAACACACAGGAGAGAAGCCUUACCAAUGUGGGUUUUGUGAAGCUGCUUUCUCUCAUCGAAGAACUUUACUACAGCAUAUACGAAUACAUAAAGGAGAGAAGCCAUACAAGUGUGAGAUAUGUGAUGCUGCUUUCACCCAGACGAGUGGGUUACAGUCACAUUUAAGAAAACACACAGGAGAGAAGCCAUACAAGUGUGAGUUAUGUGAUGCUGCUUUCUGUCAGAAAGGGGAAUUACAAACACAUAUAAGAAAACACACAGGAGAGAAACCAUACGAAUGUGGAAUAUGUGAAACUGCUUUCUCUCAUCGAAGUACUUUACUUGAACAUAUAAGAAUACACAAAGGGGAAAAGCCAUACAAGUGUGAGAUAUGUGAUGCUGCUUUCACCCAGAGAAAUGGGUUACAGUCACAUUUAAGAAUACACACUGGAGAGAAGCCAUUCAAAUGUGAGUUUUGUGAUGCUGCUUUCUCACAGAAAGGUGGGUUACAGACACAUUUAAGAGUACACACUGGAGAGAAGCCAUACAGGUGUGUGUUAUGCGAUGCUGCUUUCUCCCAGAACGGUGGGUUACAGGUACAUAUUAGAAAACACACGGGCGAAAAGCCAUACAAGUGUGAGUUAUGUGAUGCUGCUUUCACACAGAAAGGUGAUUUACAAAAACACAUGGUUACCCACACAACAGAGAAGCCAUAUAAGUGUGGGAUAUGUGAUGCUGACUUUUCUCGGAAAAAUCAGUUACAAACACAUAUGAUAUUACACACAAGAAGCCAUGCAAGUAAGAACGAAUCCGAUACAGAUUAUUUAAUGUCAAGUAUGUAAGGUAUGUGGGACUAAAUUGUCUCUGAAAUGCUAAUGCAUACAGGAACGAAGAAAAUUUGGAUAUACAUGUCUUGCUGAUACUUAUGCAACUGAUGAAAAUUACACACGAUAAUGCAUACAGAAGGGAAGCCAUGCAUGUUUGAAUCUGUGAUGCUUGUUCCUCUUAAUAAGGUAUUUUACAGAAACAUAUACAUUUAAGAUGCCUCAUACAUGUAUGACCUAUGUGAUGUUGCUUCCUUAGAGAAAGUUUGUUUCCGGAAACAUUAAGAAUACACACAGUAGAUAUUAUAUUUCAAUGUAAAAGAUGAUUUUUUCUAAGUAAACUACGACGUCAUAUCUGAGGUUUCUCUGAAAUGCCAACAUUUACUAAGUCAAACCCAGGGCAUAUGCGCAGGAGAUCGUGAUAUAUAUUUGUGUGAUUCAUAAUAUUGUUAUUCAAGUUUAUUCCUAACUGUAACUCUGGUUCUUGUAAAUGUUUCAUCGUUUCAUACUUACAUAUAUAUGCGUCUUAACAAACUAAAAUAUAAUGUUUUAGCAGUUUAAUUGACCCAAGCGUUAUAUGCUUUACCAUUGCUAAACAUGUGCUGCUGUUUGAAUUAGCCCGAACAAUUUUACUUCUAGUGAUAUCUACAUGUAUAUUGAAAUAUGUGUUUUCUGUUAUAUAUAAUAUUUGAAAUGAAAUUAAAACUGUAACUACGGUUCUUUUAUAUGUUUUAUCGUUUCUAAUCGUAUUAUGUAAUUGACUUUUUCUUGUAAAAUGCAUUUUAAACGUUUCGUUGGAAAUUGCGCGAACUACAUGUACAUAUAGAUUCAGGCAUUUGCCACUUUAUGUAAAAAAAAUAAUAUUUUUGAUAUAUCCAUCUUGUGUAUUUCUAGUUGGAGUUUUAACUCUUUAUUUCACCCGGAACAUUAUAGAGGUUGAAUAUAUGUUUUAAUCUUGUCAGACAAAUAUCAAUAAUACCAUAUUUAUGUAGAUUAACAUAUGAGUGAUCCCAUUUUAGUCUUUGUAGACUAUGUCAUAUCUGAACAUUUAUUCAAAUGAAUCAUUUUUAGCUCGACUAUUUGAAGAAUAAGGAGGGCUAUACUACACGCCCAAGCGUCGGCGUCAGUGUCGGCAUCGGUGUCGGCGCCGGCGGCCGGUUAAAGCUUUCGGGUUACUUGUGAUUUUCACAUCAGUCUAAUACCCUUCAUUCAAUUAACUUAUUAUUUCACACAGUUGUUCAGGGUCGUUAUUACAUAUUAUCCUAAGGUACUUUAUACAAUUUAUGGCUCCUGAUUGACUUAGGAACUUGAAUGAAGUUUUGGGGCAGAUUACCGUUAGGAUUUUUAUUAAUUAAUAUCUUCUUUUCCCUUAUUCAAAUUCAAUUGACAAGGCUAUAUACCUCGAUAGUAUCAUUAAUACAAGCUUAUUUACUUAGGAAUUUAGGUUAAAGUUUAAGGGCAAGUUUGGAUUAUAAUUAGGAAAAUCUAUACCAUUCAUUCAAAUGAUUAAACUCUUCGCAUUAUAAAUGACGACCACCAUAUAAUGAUUUUAGGUUAAUGUGCACGGCGUCGCCGGGCCCUUGAGUGAUAAUUGGCCCGUGACGCAUAAUGGCCCGAGACGAAGUCCAUGGACAUUAUGAUCACAAGGGUCAAUUUUCACUCAACGGCCCGCCUACGCCGUGUAUUAACCCAUUUAAUACAUAUGUUUGUUUUACUUUUUUUGAAAGUUUGAAGUUUGCUUUUAAAAGUUUACCUGCAAUCCAGUUGUGCAUUCUCAUUUCGCCCUGGCUUGACUUCGACGAGUUUACGCACUCUCAAAUUAAAUUUACUUUUAUUAUUUAAUUUUGUGUGGCGAAACAGGCGAAUAACAUUUUUUUUGGUCAUUUUUAUGUUCCCAUUCCAGUUUCAAUUGAUCAUAUUGAAAAUCUACAACACGUCUAUCCGAUUUUUUCUGUACGAAUCACUGACAGCUGUCUGUUCAUGUCCUGAAUAACUGAAUUCAAUUCAUUUAACAUGAACACUUAGCAAGUUGAACGACUUUUUUGUACUUAAAUAAAUCAAUACUUUGUAUUAUUGAUGUCAACAUAUAUGAACAUUUGCUGUUUUUGAAGUAAAUUAAAUUUUGCCAUUUCCUUUGUUUUGUUUUUGAAUGUCAACGAAGAAUAAAAAACGACGCCCUAAAGGUCCACACUGGCUAUCAAACCCUAGCAUAUCUUUCAAAAAUACGUUGGCGUUUGCGUCCCUUUAUUGGCGCCGCACUGAAGUGCGCGCCUAUUAUGGAAUGGGAAUUUAUUUUAGU